Molecule: messenger RNA, 1584 nt
Organism: Marasmius oreades (fairy-ring Marasmius)
Lineage: Eukaryota; Fungi; Basidiomycota; Agaricomycetes; Agaricales; Marasmiaceae
Exons: 3
Coding region: 1-1584 (527 amino acids)
Source: RefSeq, a predicted model, not a curated record
AUGAGAAAGCCCAGCCUUGCCUAUAAAAGCCUUCUUGGUUUCGUUUGGGGUUUGCCUCCCACAUCCCGCGUUCUGUUUUCUGCCAUGGCGAUCCAACCUGACCUGACGCUCGAAGAACGUGCACCGAGUAGUUCCAAUAACGUUACUAAGGACAGACCUACCAUCUCUACGAUAAUCACCACUACCACCACAACCGCCUCUGUUAAUCCAGACGCCCGCGAUGCGCAGGAUGAAGAGAAGGUUGUAGAGUCGUUAAACCAUGGCGUCAAACGUCCACGCACCUCCAAUGAAGAUCCUGGGACAAACGGUCCUUUGACCGUCACGGUCAUUAUCUCACAAGGAAAGAGCGGCCAUGCCACCAUCCACAGUCGUCCCAGCAAGCGUCCUCGAACUUCUUAUCACCAAGCGUAUCUCUAUCUCGAUCCCCUUCAAAAUUAUCAACGAGGUCCUGGUGGUCAUGAGGUCCUCAAGCCCACAUACCGAGACUCCAAAGGGAACACUGCGUUGGGAGUCCUUUUAUCGAGAUGGAUGACAACGCAGAUUCUAGGCCCGGAAUCAGAAAUCGACUUGCGGAGUCUCGAUAGAGUCACUACUCGCUCUAUCAGCCAAUUCGAGGCGAUAUUGAAACGUCUUAAUCCCUCAUCUACAGCUGUCUUCCUCGCGAUGUAUUAUGUCGAGCGUGGUGUCUCCGCCGGGUUAUCUUUCACGAGUGGGUUCAGUCUGAACAUAAGCAUGAAGGGUUCUUCUAGUCCGACCAUCGAGCAACUGGUGUUGUACAACACUUGGAUUUUCCUUAUCGCCUUGUUGGUUGCCACGAAUGUUAUAUAUCCUGACAGGAAAUUGUUGGGUCUGUGGGUACAAACAAUGCACUUGGAAGAACACCACAUCAAAACCAUGCACCGUCAAUUCGUAAUGAUGCUAGACGACCAGCUUACCAUUUCUGUCGACGCCUGGCAUUCCUUUAUCCACUCCCUCGAGUUAUUCAACAAAGACACCCGUACCCAUAACUCUUCCUCUUCUCGCCAGAUAGUCAGCGAUAUUCUCACUGACGAGAGUCGAGGUAGCGAUACAUCUCACUCUCGAUUCGUUGUACCUCUGUCUAUCGUUCGCGAAGGAGAAGAGGAAGAAGAGGAGGAACCACGCCGCGCUCCCGAGGACAUCCAACAUGUAGCGACAGUUUUGGCGAUCUUGUUGACACAUACGAUCAAUGUGACGUUUGAUAGGCGUGGCGUUCUUUGUGGUAGAGGUGACUCGCCGGUUGUUGUUGUGGAGAAGAAAAUGUCGCAAUCACCGCAGCGUGCAACUUCGAAGAUCGAAGGAGGAGAUCAAGUGAAGGCAAAGGCGAAUUCUGUGACUCCCAUGCCGCCAGUGUUUUCACUACCUCCUUCUGUGGUCACCGAGCAAGGUUCGGAAGCAUCUGAUGAUGAGAAGAAACUUGAACGAAAACCUAAUGAGCCCGAUACUGAGGAAGCUGUCCGGUUUUCGUUUCGGUAUCGAGAGCCGCUUGACAAAAAACCUUCGAUGAUGAUUGUCCCCAUCGAUGGGACAGUGCGCUCGGUGACGAUUUCCCAGCAUGCUGAAUGA